Messenger RNA from Solanum tuberosum (potato), 2740 nucleotides. Its product is annotated as protein SRG1-like. The record is from RefSeq and is a predicted model, not a curated record. Bases 1111 to 1674 code for a protein of 187 amino acids. The transcript has a single exon. NCBI's taxonomy places the organism in Eukaryota, Viridiplantae, Streptophyta, Magnoliopsida, Solanales, Solanaceae.
CUACAUUCUGGAUCAACUUGUGAAAAUCAUCUAAGAUUUUCCUGCCUUCAUUUAUAACAAUAGUGCUAUUAUACAAUAAUUCAUUUAUUAUGAGCAUACAAUAAGGCAUACUUUUCAUUGCUUAUAGUCAUGGUAUCAUCAAAUUCCUACACAUAUUCAUUGUAUAACAAAAUAAGUAAACUUUUAAAAGGAAAAUAUAAUUAUAUCUUCAUAUUUUCCUGUUAUAUAAAUAGCGAGUCCAAGUCAUAUUUGAAACACAACAAAAUGGAUAAGAGCUCAGCUACACCAAAUGAUUCAUUUACAAGUGCCAUGACACUUACUGAAGAGGGACUAACCUGUAUUCCCAAACGUUACAUCGUUCCAUCAUCCCUACGCCCCAACGGAACCUUGUCCAACUCCAACACAUGCUUGCCAAUUGUGGAUCUAUCCUUACUGCAACACCCUCUUCUUCGGCCUCAGAUAAUCCAGCAAGUAUACCUGGCCUGCAAGGAACUAGGUUUUUUCCAGGUACGUAAAGUUUCUUCAUGCUGAUACCAUUUAAGAGAUAACAAUAUACACUCACCAAGUAAAUAAAAAAUGUUCUGGCCUUUAUCUCCUUCUCUCUUCCCUUUAUUUUCAGUUGAUGACGUCCUAGAUUUCAUAUACUUAGCAGUUUAAAAGGAAAGAGAAUAAGAAGUUCUUUACUAAUUCAACCUGGACGUAGAAUAACAGCAUGCAUGCAAUAAAUGACUGUGUGCAGGUAGUCAACCAUGGAAUUCCAUUGUCAGUCAUGAAAGAUGCAUUAGAUAAUGCGAUUGAGUUCUUCGAUUUACCAAGUGAAGAAAAACUGCAUCUCUUGUCUUCAAAUGUUCAUGACCCCGUAAGGUAUAGUACCAGUCUAAAUGAUGACAAAGACAAAGUAUCCUUUUGGAGAGACUUCCUCAAGCACUAUGCUAAUCCAAUCUCAAAUUGGAUAGAUUUGUGGCCAUCAAACCCCACAUUUUACAAGUGAGUCUUGUAUUCUUAAGUGAAUAUGUUUAUCUCUGAAAUAUUUCUGAUAUACAUAUAUUCUAAAUGUUCAAGAAGAAUAUAAUUUCAAAAGCCUAAAGCAGCUCAUCAUGCAGGGAGAAAAUGGGAAAUUACACAAAGGCAGUACAAAAGUUGCAAGAAGAAAUCAUGGAAGUAAUAUUUGAGAGCUUAGAACUAAACCCCGAUUACUUACAUGAAGACAUUGCAAAAGGCUCCCAGGUCAUUGCCGUUAAUUGCUAUCCAGCAUGUCCUGAGCCGGAUCUUGCACUAGGCUUGCCACCACACACAGAUUAUUCUUUGCUAUCCAUCAUUCUUCAAAAUCAUCAGGGCUUGCAAAUCAUGGAUCGAGAUGAAAAGUGGCAUUCGGUUCCAGUCAUUGAAGGAGGCCUCAUUGCUCUGGUGGGAGAUCACAUGGAAGUCUUGAGCAAUGGUCAAUACACAGGUGUUGUCCACCGAGCAGCAGUUAACUCAGAGAAAAAGCGCCUUUCCAUUGCCAGUCUUCACAGUCUAGCUUUAGGUAAAAAAGUUAGACCUGCCCCAGCUCUUGUCGAUGAACAACAUAUAUUGUCCUAUAACGAAGGAGGAUUCAGUGAUUUCCUUGACUUCAUUUCUGGAGAAGAUAUUGUGCAGGUAAAGUACAUAGAUAAAUUAAAAAUAAAUCCAUGAUGAUUAUAUAUAGUCCACGGACAGCAGAUAAUCUGUGCUAAAAUCCUAAGGUGUAUAACCAGUAGCCAUUUUUUCUAUGUACUUUGUGCCAAUAUCUAAGGGUGGGUGUUUGGUUCUUCACUGGUGCAUACUGAAUUCCGAACAGAACUAGUUCGAUUCAGUUCGGUUUUUUUCUAAUUCGGUUCGGUUCUUCGGUAUGCGCUUGAUAAGUACUUCUUACUGCAAACCCAAGGUUCACUAAAUCUGGGUUGAAGAGAAACCACCAUCAACGGAGGUAGACUGUGUAGAAACUGGGCUAGAGAUGGUGUGUGCAGCAUCACUUAUGUACACACGUUGUUAUUGUCUUAUAAAGAAACUGGUCUUUAUUCCCUACAUUCAAUCUUUCAUAGCAGUGUCCAACUUUUGCUCUUCUUAUUCUUUAUUGUUUCUAUUUUUUAAGAAUAAGAUUGAAUGUAUCAACAACUCUUGUUCAAAGUUUCCAUUUAAUAAUGAAAAUCCUCUGUUCUUAAAUACAUGUCUCUUGAGCGAUCACUGAUAUAUUUAGAUCAGCAUUAGAAGUUGAGUUUGAGGGAAGAAAAAAUCUUUAAGUGAGCUUGUACUAUAUAUCAUCAAAAUGUUGAUAAACAUGGACAUACAAGUAUAAUUAGGGGAAUAUAUGCCUAGAGAUAUGGUUCACUGAAAGGUCGCUGCAGUAUUCUACACUGAAGCUCCACAAAAUUUCAGUUCUUCAGUUAAGGACCCAAAAACCGAGAACCGAACACCAAAGUCUUAAAAAAUUUAAUACCGAAACCGAAGAAAUGAAUUAAUUUGGUCCAGUUUUUCAGUUAUUAUGCCUCUCCCUACUAAUAUCACUUGAGAGAGGCUCUCCUUUCUUCACGCUAGGGGGAUUUACUGUGAAAAAUAAGAAUAUAAGGAUCCAUAACUUUUGCAUCUCGGUAUAGCAGGACUUGAACUUGCGAUCUUUAUGACGCAUUAUCAGGACUGUGAAAAAGUCCAAGGUUGUACCAACUGAGCUACUAAUUAACAAAAUUAAGACGCAGCAUCAGGAUCUUCAAUAAGUCCAGUG